Molecule: messenger RNA, 354 nt
Organism: Parastagonospora nodorum SN15
Lineage: Eukaryota; Fungi; Ascomycota; Dothideomycetes; Pleosporales; Phaeosphaeriaceae
Exons: 2
Coding region: 1-354 (117 amino acids)
Source: RefSeq, a predicted model, not a curated record
AUGACAGCACACGGCUUGGGGUUUCGCGCCUCGGGCACACCGGCUUCCUCUGCAUCUUUACAUCAUCCUCGCAAAACACCGGAGGAGAGAUCAGAAAAAGGAGGGCAGUCGGCAGCUGAGGCGCGUACUGCCUGCAACCAACGAAAGUGCGCAUCCGACAGAUUUACGACGACGAUCAACAAUACGGAGCUUCCGCAAUUGUGCACACUACCUUUUGGCGUGAACCAUCACCGCGAAGCCACCAUCCCUAGGGGUGCCUCCGCUGGGACUAACCUCGCGCAGCCGCCUAUUGGCUCGGGUCGCCGUCCUGGGCCCAGGAAGGAUGCAGUAAAGGCGAGUUGUGGCUCGAUCUGA